AUGGCUUUUGUUAUUCUAGAGGCUGGUGAUCCUUUGGGUAAUUCUUUAACAGCUCAUGCCACUAACAUACCAGGUUGCAUUACAUAUCCAGCAGUGGAAGAAGGGUCUACAUUCGAAAUCAAGCAUCACAUGUUGAGUAUUCUACCUACAUUUCAUGGGUUAUCAACCGAUGAUCCUAACAUGCACAUUGCAGAAUUUUUAAUGGGAUGCAAGAAUAUUUUGGUGAAAGGAUUAUCAGCUGAAUCUAUUAAGCUUCGUCUAUUUCCUUACACAUUGAAAGAUCAAGCAAGGAGAUGGCUCCUCACACUUCCAUCUGGAAGCAUUAGCACUUGGAACCAACUCAGUGAAAAAUUCUUAAACAAGUAUUUUCCAGCUUCAAAGACUCUCGACAUGAGAUUAUCUUUUGCCCAAAAACCAAAUGAACAGUUUCAUGAGGCAUGGGAACGGUUUAAAGAGUUGAAUAGAAAAUGUCCACAUUCUGGUAUUAGCAGUACGGAUCAAGUGCAUAUAUUUUUCAGAGGGUUAAAUAUGACAACAAAAACUCUUGUCAACGCUUCAUGCGGAGGAUCAUACAAGGAUAAAAAUGCACAAGAAGCUUGUUUAUCAUUUGAAAAAAUGGCAGCAGAUACACAGUAA
Messenger RNA from Prunus armeniaca (apricot), 636 nucleotides. The record is from the annotation of a GenBank genome assembly. NCBI's taxonomy places the organism in Eukaryota, Viridiplantae, Streptophyta, Magnoliopsida, Rosales, Rosaceae.